Messenger RNA from Cicer arietinum (chickpea), 1909 nucleotides. RefSeq names its product pyrophosphate--fructose 6-phosphate 1-phosphotransferase subunit beta. Gene Ontology annotation, molecular function: ATP binding; diphosphate-fructose-6-phosphate 1-phosphotransferase activity; 6-phosphofructokinase activity. The record is from RefSeq and is a predicted model, not a curated record. NCBI's taxonomy places the organism in Eukaryota, Viridiplantae, Streptophyta, Magnoliopsida, Fabales, Fabaceae. Gene Ontology annotation, cellular component: cytosol. Gene Ontology annotation, biological process: response to glucose; photosynthesis; glycolytic process.
ACACCAACAAUGGCACCACCUUCCAUCGUAACUAACGGCGACGUUGCUCCAACUUCCAUCACAACUCGAUUCGCCUCAGUCUACAGCGAAGUUCAAAACAGUCGCGUCGAUCACGAUCUCCGUCUUCCUUCAGUUCUUAAAAAACCAUUCGCCAUUGUCGACGGUCCUAAAAGCUCCGCCGCCGGGAAUCCAGAUGAGAUCGCAAAGCUGUUUCCAUAUUUGUUUGGACAACCUUCUGCUGCGGUUGUGCCUGCGGAUUUGAAGUCGGCGCUUCCUUAUAAGAAGUUGAAGGUUGGUGUUGUUCUCUCUGGUGGUCAGGCUCCCGGAGGUCACAAUGUCAUUUCUGGAAUUUUCGAUUACCUGCAACAGCGUGCUAGUGGAAGCACAUUGUAUGGUUUCAAGGGUGGUCCUGCCGGCAUUAUGAAAUCCAAAUUUGUUGAACUUAGCUCUGAUUAUAUUUAUCCUUACAGAAAUCAGGGUGGUUUUGACAUGAUUUGCAGUGGGAGGGACAAGAUCGAAACUCCAGAGCAGUUUAAACAAGCUGAAGAAACAGUAAAGAAGCUAGACUUGGAUGGGCUUGUUGUUAUUGGUGGAGAUGACUCAAACACCAAUGCAUGCCUCCUUGCCGAGAACUUCAGGAGCAAAAAUUUAAAAACACAGGUGCUUGGAUGCCCUAAAACCAUUGAUGGAGAUUUGAAAUGCAAAGAAGUUCCCACAAGCUUUGGGUUUGAUACUGCAUGCAAGAUAUAUGCAGAAAUGAUUGGAAAUGUUAUGAUAGAUGCUCGAUCAACCGGAAAAUAUUACCAUUUUGUGAGACUUAUGGGGCGUGCAGCUUCACACAUUACACUGGAAUGUGCUCUACAAACUCAUCCAAACGUUACUAUUAUUGGAGAAGAGGUUGCUGCAAAGAAGCUGACACUGAAAAAUGUCACUGACUAUAUUGUAGAUGUUAUCUGUAAAAGAGCCGAAGAUAAUUAUAACUAUGGGGUCAUUCUUAUUCCUGAAGGUCUAAUUGAUUUCAUUCCCGAGGUCCAGCAACUUAUUGCGGAACUCAAUGAAAUUCUUGCUCAUGAUAUUGUAGAUGAGGGUGGUUUGUGGAAGAAGAAACUCGCUGAUCAGUCUUUGGAGCUUUUUGAAUUUUUACCUCAAGCAAUUCAAGAACAAUUGAUGCUUGAAAGAGAUCCACAUGGAAACGUUCAGGUUGCCAAAAUAGAAACAGAGAAGAUGCUUAUCGAAAUGGUUGAAACUGAGUUGGGGAAGAGAAAACAAGAAGGCAAAUAUAAAGGAGAAUUUAAAGGGCAGUCUCACUUUUUCGGUUAUGAAGGGAGAUGUGGUUUGCCAACUAAUUUUGAUGCUAAUUAUUGCUAUGCUCUGGGUUAUGGUGCUGGAGCCCUCCUUCAGAGCGGCAAGACUGGUCUAAUAUCAUCGGUUGGGAACCUAUGUGCUCCAGUUGAAGAGUGGACAGUUGGUGGAACUGCACUCACUUCACUGAUGGAUGUGGAGAGGAGACACGGUAAAUUCAAGCCCGUGAUCAAGAAGGCAAUGGUGGAGCUUGAAGGGGCACCCUUCAAAAAAUUUGCCUCCUUGCGUGACGAGUGGGCCCUGAAGAAUUGCUACGUCAGUCCAGGUCCAAUUCAAUUCACUGGCCCAGGAUCUGAUGCAGUUAGUCACACUCUACUUUUGGAGUCUGGAUUUUAAGCAUAGGCAUAAAUGGCGCCCUUGUUUUAAUGGUGGCAAUUCAUUUUUGUGGGAUCUCACUAAUAUAUUUUGAUCUCAUCGGAUACUAGCUAGGUUUUUUCCCGUUUACUUUUGAAAUUUACCAGCAAAUGGUUCAUGAGUGGGUUGAUUUUUUAAAAUUAAAUAAACUCUGAUUUUGCAUUUUACGUUGGCAGUCUAUGUUCUUAACAAC